UUUGAUGCUCUGUCUUGUUCUUGCGCGCACACAGAUUGCUGAACACAGAUAUAUAUACCACAUCAGAGCCACCGCUGACACCACAUGAUAGUGCUAGUGUGUCUGUGAGCAUUGGUUUCAAAGUCAGGAGGAGCUCAAUCUUGCAGCAUGGACAGUGACAGCGUACAGUUGUUAGACUAUAAGCGCUCGGACCGGAGGAGACGGAGGAAGGCUAGGGGUGACCGUGGUCAAGGUGACCCACUAGAGCUUGUGUCUGACUCUGAACUGUCCAAAAGAGCUAGAGAGAGAGAGAGACUGGAGGAUACCACUGUCUUCUCAGACACUUGUGAUGAGAAUCUACCGAGCUCAAGAGCUAGGCUAGCAGCCAGCCGGAGGCAUCAACAGUCACUGGGUCUCAGCUAUAAGGAGACCACCCCCCUCCUAGAUGAUAAGAAUGGGAAGGAAGCGGAAGCUCAAGCGGAGACGAGCAUGGUUGUGAAGAUGAAUGAAUACGAGAAAGCAGCUCCUCCCCCUAGCAAGAAGAGGGACUCCAGUAAAUGGCUGAGACUGAAGCAAUGGUGGACGAUAUCCAAAAUUACCUUCCUCACUGUGUUUGUGAUCGGAUCUGUGAUUCUCUUCUCCAUCAACGACGAGCACGAAGAGGAUAAGUACUUUGUCAAUGUUAAAAGUGACGCUCCUCGAGCUGUUGUUUUUAAUGAUCAAAAAGAGGAAUGGAAGUUUUUCUCAAUCGAGUUGUAUGGGCCAUUUAUUGACUACGGUUUUAGACCGGGGAAUGCAUCUAUUGGUAACUGCUCCAACUAUGUAUUCAUGUGUGGGGGUAAUGGAACAAUUUACUCGUGUGAAGACUUUGUGACAAGGACUGAAGAAGACUUGAAUUGUCAUUCUUUCCUACUGGGCGACCAUUUCAAUGCUGAUCAUUCUCAUCACGACUUUUCUACCACUACGACAGUUACGACAAUAGAAGAUGUAGACAGGCACAACUACAGCCUAUCAUUCUUCACAACCAAUAUGUCCAAUGUCGAGUUUCAAAUUAGUGUGGUCAAGGAGAAACUAGAAGAUUCAUCUCAAGUGAUCAUUUCUGGCAUUAUCCUUGUGUUUGUGUACGUGCUCAUUGGAUUUGAUGUGGUCCAUCGUACUGUGGCAGCUAUCAUUGGCAGCACGUGUACACUGGGAGUGCUCUCCAUGCUCGACAAGAGACCCACACUGCUAGAAGUAAUUGAGUGGAUAGACUUGGACACAAUAUGUCUCUUAUUUGGAAUGAUGACGCUAGUGGCCAUUUUCGCUCAGACUGGUUUCUUUGACUACUCAGCGGUGAAGGCGUACAAGUUGGCCCGUGGGAAGGUGUGGCCUCUCAUCACUCUUCUCUGUUUCUUUGCAGCCAUCGUCUCAGCCUUCCUGGACAAUGUGACUACCAUCCUCUUGCUUACACCAGUCUCCAUAAGGUUGUGCCAAGUGUUGAACCUUGACCCUCGUCCAAUUCUCAUAGCGGAGGUGGUGUUCUCCAAUAUAGGAGGUACGGCAACAGCCAUUGGUGAUCCUCCUAACGUCAUUAUUGUCUCAAACAAGCUCAUCAAAGAAGUGGGCAUAGACUUCUCUGAGUUCACUCUCCAUCUUGUGAUUGGCAUUAUUCCCUGUCUAGCUGUGGCCUACGGACUCUUGGCUAUAAUCCACAGGUGUCAAUACAUUAGAGUCAGGAACACAGACGCACCACACAUAUCAGAGCUCAAGAGAGAAGUGAACAUUUGGGAGAGGACCGCUCAGCAAAUGAAUGUGGUCUCACUUGAGGAGAGGGCCAUACGAGACGCUCUAAUGGCCAAGGCAGCUGAGGUGCGGAUCCAGCUGGCACAGGAGGUGGACACCACAUCUCAGUCGGCACUGGACAUGUGGCAGAAAAAUCUGACAGAGCUUGAGUCUAAGUAUCGUAUCACUAACCGAGUACUGCUCAUCAAAUCCUCUGUUGUGCUCUUUGUGGUUAUCAUCAUGUUCUUCAUCUCCAAUCUACUGCCAAACUUCGAGCUAGAGUUAGGUUGGAUUGCAAUAUUUGGAGCUGUGGUUCUCCUCCUCUUAGCUGAUGUGCAGGACAUGGAGUCCAUCCUGCACAAGAUUGAGUGGGGUACUCUGCUCUUUUUUGCAGCACUCUUUAUCCUCAUGGAGGGUCUUGGAGAGCUGGGGCUGAUUCGGUUCAUUGGGGACAGAAUGGUGGAUGUCAUCACGGUGGUACCUGUCGAGUGGCAAAUGCUCGUCUCACUGGUGGUCAUUGUGUGGGUGUCCGCGAUAGCUUCCUCGUUCAUUGACAACAUUCCCUUCACGACGGCCAUGAUUCCUGUCAUUGUGGACCUGGCUAAUUCUCGUAGUGUCUGUCUACAGCUACGCCCACUUGUCUGGGCUCUGGCCUUGGGGGCAUGUCUAGGAGGUAAUGGUACUCUGAUUGGAGCCUCGGCAAACGUAGUGUGUGCAGGAAUUGCUGAACAGAGUGGCUACAAGAUCACAUUCUUUGGAUUCUUCAAAAUUGGUUUUCCUAUGAUGAUUGUCACCACCUUCACUGCUUGCGUCUACCUGAUGAUCGUUCAUGCCGGCUUUGGCUGGAAUACAGAGAAAGCAUUAGAAUGUGUAGCAGCGACCAACCUUGGUUGACAAUCUAUUAUAAUUAAGUUAAAACUCUCAUGUGUGUUUGAUGUGGAGUUAUUUAUUUCACAGGUUUAGCUGUUGUUUUUUACCUCAUGUUACAUGUACUUUUGUGUGUGUGUGUGUGUGUGUAAACAGUAUUUGCUCACUUUGUAUGGGAUUACAUUAUUUUGUACUAAUUAUCAAAUUUGUGAACUUUAA
Messenger RNA from Halichondria panicea, 2826 nucleotides. Its product is annotated as P protein-like. The coding region runs from base 148 to 2634 and encodes 828 amino acids. The record is from RefSeq and is a predicted model, not a curated record. Gene Ontology annotation, cellular component: membrane. Gene Ontology annotation, biological process: transmembrane transport. The transcript is spliced from 18 exons. NCBI's taxonomy places the organism in Eukaryota, Metazoa, Porifera, Demospongiae, Suberitida, Halichondriidae.